AUUAUAUAAGCGUUUCAUCAAUGCAAUUACAUUCUCGAUGCGACUUCGCCAGCAGCAGCAGAACAGCGAUUGUGGAUUGUGCAAGGAGACGUGAGUUUUCUUCAUCCCAUUUACACUACGAACGAAAAUGGCAACCCAAUUGAGCAAAAAGCGAAAGUUUGUAGCUGAUGGCGUGUUCUUUGCUGAACUGAAUGAGGUCCUAACAAGGGAACUUGCAGAGGAUGGUUACUCUGGUGUUGAGGUUAGGGUUACCCCUAUGCGCACAGAGAUCAUCAUCAGAGCCACUCGUACUCAAAACGUUCUUGGCGAGAAAGGAAGAAGAAUAAGGGAGUUGACCUCACUUGUUCAGAAGCGAUUCAAGUUCCCAGAAAACAGUGUGGAGCUUUAUGCUGAAAGAGUUAACAACAGAGGGCUUUGUGCUAUUGCCCAAGCUGAAUCUUUGCGUUACAAGCUUCUUGGAGGCCUUGCUGUUCGCAGGGCUUGCUAUGGUGUUCUGAGAUUUGUGAUGGAAAAUGGGGCAAAGGGUUGUGAGGUGAUUGUGAGUGGGAAACUUAGGGCUCAGCGUGCAAAAUCAAUGAAGUUCAAAGAUGGAUACAUGGUGUCAUCUGGUCAACCUGUGAAGGAGUACAUCGACUCUGCAGUAAGACAUGUGCUUUUAAGACAGGGUGUUCUUGGUAUCAAAGUGAAGAUCAUGCUUGACUGGGAUCCUACUGGAAAGCUUGGGCCGAAGACACCUUUACCUGAUAAUGUUAUAAUUCACAUGCCUAAGGAUGAUGUUGUUGUCCAUCCACCAAAAGAGGUGGAGGAAUACAGGCCACCACUUGUGAUUGCUGAUGAGCCCAUUCCAAUGUCUGUUCCUGUUCCUGUUUAAAGCAGCAUGAGAGAUGAUUAGAGAGAGUUGUAUGUUUGAGCAGAUACAGACAGUAUCUGAAACUUUUGCUAAGAUAAUUUUUCUUUCUAGUUUUCAUAUGUUUUGAGGUUGAUGGAAUUCUCAUUUCUAUUCAAAUUUUGUACUGUUCUUCAAAUAUGAUCUUUUUACUUUCUA
Lactuca sativa (garden lettuce) is the source of this 1045-nucleotide messenger RNA. RefSeq names its product small ribosomal subunit protein uS3z. Gene Ontology annotation, cellular component: nucleus; cytosolic small ribosomal subunit. Gene Ontology annotation, molecular function: structural constituent of ribosome; RNA binding. Gene Ontology annotation, biological process: translation. The record is from RefSeq and is a predicted model, not a curated record. Lineage: Eukaryota; Viridiplantae; Streptophyta; Magnoliopsida; Asterales; Asteraceae.